GCAGAAGCACGAAAGCAUGCGUGUGCGGCGUGCCUCUGUGCAAGUGUGUGCAUUGGUGCCAACAGCAUUGCAGCGGCAUUGGUUCUACCUAGUCUACCUACGGAGUACUGUAUGUAUGUAUGUCAUCCAACCCGAGGUUACGAAUACAACGACAGCGGAAGCAACAGCAGCACGACAGGGUCAGCAUGGAAUGACAGUGCAGGAGGAGGUAGUGGAAGAAGACGGGAGGAAAGAAAAGAGGAGGCGGAGAAGGUCAAGGACAGACUACCUAAUUACGAAGCCGAAGCCGAUGAAAAGACAGACAGACGUAUCCGUCCGGAAGAAGCAACAGCGCAGCGCAGCACAGCAAUGGACGCAAGCACCGUCGCCGAGGCCCCCUCCUCUUCUCCCGACUGGCCGCGGACGUGGACUCUGACGGCGCGGUGGUAUGUACCUCAACUCAUCCACUCCCGCUUCAGGGCUCCCCUUCCCCCCCUCUCCACUACAUCCUCGGCCAGCAGGCCCAAGGAUAAUGGCCCGCCGCCCAGCACCUCCAGUUCGGAUCCCAACUCACACAUCCCUCCCUUGCUCAUUCUGAUGGAGCCGGCCCAGCAGGCCCAGGUCGGAUCUAUUCUGCUGUUCUGGUGGCCCGGUGAACAAACACUGGAGCCCGUUCCAGUUUCCUAA
This is a messenger RNA of Colletotrichum abscissum, 666 nucleotides long. RefSeq lists its product as uncharacterized. The transcript is spliced from 6 exons. Lineage: Eukaryota; Fungi; Ascomycota; Sordariomycetes; Glomerellales; Glomerellaceae. The annotation marks the transcript as partial. The record is from RefSeq and is a predicted model, not a curated record.